Eimeria necatrix is the source of this 453-nucleotide messenger RNA. Its product is annotated as sec 13, putative. The coding region runs from base 1 to 453 and encodes 150 amino acids. Gene Ontology annotation, molecular function: structural molecule activity; protein binding. The transcript is spliced from 2 exons. Gene Ontology annotation, cellular component: nuclear pore outer ring; COPII vesicle coat. NCBI's taxonomy places the organism in Eukaryota, Apicomplexa, Conoidasida, Eucoccidiorida, Eimeriidae. Gene Ontology annotation, biological process: protein import into nucleus; COPII-coated vesicle budding. The record is from RefSeq and is a predicted model, not a curated record.
AUGACGCAGCUGGCUUCGCAUUUCGAGACCUUCCACGGCGGCCCGCUGCACGCCAUUUCCUUCGACUUGUACGGCACCAAAGUCGCCACCGCCAGCAGCGACGAGUCCAUUCGUCUUUGGGAAGUUUCUGCGGACUCGCGAGGCGCUCAGUUUCUGCAGGAGCUGCACGGCCACAGCGGGCCUGUCUGGCAGCCCCCGCCCCCCCCAGGGCCAGCAGCAGCAACAGCCAUGGGGGGCCCCAUGGGGGGCCCCAUGGGGGGCCCCAUGGGGGCCCCCAUGGCAGCAGUGGCCUCGGGGGCCCCCCAGCCCUUUGGGAUGCCCCCAGCCCCUCCUCUGCCCCGCCCCGGGGCCUUUGGGGGGCCCCCCCCAGUGCAGCAGGGUACAGGGUUUGCGCCUCAAGGGGGGCCCCCCAUGAGGGGCCCCCUGCCUCCCCCCAUGUCCCAAGGGUACUAG